GCCAACCGCCAUUAAUACCAGAAGAAGACUUUUAUUUUGGUCUGAUGAUGUGACGUCAUUAGGCUGCGCUGCGCUUCUGCGUCUGAGAUUCAACUGAAGAAAGGACAAGUGUCAAAAAACACAGAAAAACUCCUGAAGCACUGAAAUCCACACAACACAGUUACAAAGAUGGAGUUUAUUAAAGAGGAGAGUGAAGACGUGAAGAUUGAAGAAACAUUCAUAGUCAAACAAGAAGAUACUGAGGAUCAAACAAAGUUUGAGUUAAUUAAAGAGGAAAGUGAAGAAACAUUCAGAGUCAAACAUGAAGAUACUGAGGAACAAACACAGAUGGGGUUUAAUAAAGAGGAGAGUGAAGACAUGAAGAUUGAAGUAUUCAGUCUGAAACAUGAAGAUACUGAGGAACAAACAGACCUGAUGACACUGAAAGAGGAGAAUCAAGAACUGAAUGACACUCAAGAGAUAGAUCAAAAUGAGAAACAGCAUGAUUUCAAAACGGAAGAAUCGAUUGGUUGCUCACAGACUGAAAAGACCUCCUUAUCCAAAAAAGCUCAAAAUACACAAACUACAAACCUUGAUUCCCACUUAAGAAAUCAUGCUGAAGAGAGACCUUACACCUGCCAACAGUGUGGACAAGUUUUCAAUCGAAAAAGAAGCCUUAAAGUCCACAUGAAAAUUCACAUUGAAAAGAAACAGUUCACAUGCACUCAGUGUGAAAAGAGUUUUAAAAGGAAAUAUUACCUUACUGCUCACAUGAAAAUUCACACUGGAGAGAAGCCUUACACAUGCAAUCAGUGUGGAAAGAGCUUUACACAGAAAAGUCAACUUAAUGUCCACAUGAGAAUUCACACUGGAGAGAAACCCUUCACCUGUAAACAGUGUGAGAAGAGUUUCAGACUAAAUGCAGAGCUCAAGACUCACAUGAUAAAGCACACUGGAGAGAAACCUUACACAUGUAGUCAGUGUGGAAAGAGUUUCACACAAAACAGUCAACUUAAAAUUCACAUGAGGAGUCACACAGGAGAGAAGCCUUUCACCUGCAAACAGUGUGGGAAGAGUUUCACACGAAAUAGAUAUCUUAAGAAUCACAUGAUUAAUCACACUGAAAAGAAACCAUUCAUAUGCUCUCAGUGUGGAAAGUGUUUUACACAGAAAAGAGCCUUUGAUGCCCACAUGGUAAUUCACAUUGGAGAGAGUCCUUUCACCUGCCAUCGGUGUGGAAAAAGUUUCAGACUAAAAGAAAACCUUCAGAAUCACAUGCAAAUUCACACUGGAGAGAAGACAUUUGAAUGUCAGUGUGGAAAGAGAUUUACACAGAAAAAACGCCUCGAUACCCACAUGAGAGUGCACACCGGAGAGAAGCCUUUCACCUGCCCUCAGUGUGGGAAGAGUUUCACGAAUAAAACAAACCUAAAGACUCACAAUAGAAUUCACACUGGGGAGAAUCCAUUCACAUGUGAUCAGUGUGGACAGAGUUUCAGAUAUAAUGCAAACCUUAUUAGUCACAUGAAGAUUCACUCAGAGAAGAGUUUUAAAUGUAAUCAGUGCGAGAUGAGUUUCACAGACAUGAAUCAACUUCAGGAUCAUGUAAUAACUCACAACUGAGAAAAGCCUUCAUCACUGUGGAAAGAGUUUCACAAGAGAAGAAAGCCUCAAGAUUCACACGAGAGUUCACACUGGAGAGAAACCUUACAAGUGUCUUGAGUGUGAGAAGAGUUUCACGUCAACGCAGCAUGAAACGUCAUUUGUGAACUCAUUCUGAGAAGAAAUUGCCAUUUUCCUUCGUAUGAAGAGGUUUAGAAGGAGGACAGAUUUCUACACUCAUCUGGGAAUUCAUUUUGGAAGACAAUUCAACUGUAGUCAGUGUAAUAAUUUAAUAAUAAUUUGUCAUCCACUGAAAAGCCAUGCAAAUGGGAGACCCAGUUUGUGUUUUGCUGAAUAUAUGACUAGAAAACAUUUUCAGAAAAAUGCUACAUCUGAUUGUUACCUUCAUGACUACUUCUUUUACAUGAUUCUUCAUCUCUUCCUGCUUCAUCUUAAGGCAUUUUCUUUUCUUUUGUGCAUUUGUACUCCUGCGGCCAAACCUGAUAAUCAUCUUUGCUGUAGUUAAGAGUAGAUUCCCUCAGAUUUUGAGUUAUGUCACUCAAUUUGAUGUGUUGAUUCCUUUGAAUCAAAAUAGUAGUCAAACUUUUACCUUGCUGGGAAAUCAACAAUGUAAAUGGAAGAUUACAAAUAAAUUGACAUAAACCGAACAAAAUAACUUGUUCCCAUUGAUUGUAGGUGUAUUUUAGAUUAUUGUUUAGUUAAUUUCAAUUUAAUGUUGU
Messenger RNA from Carassius carassius (crucian carp), 2321 nucleotides. Its product is annotated as gastrula zinc finger protein XlCGF57.1-like. Gene Ontology annotation, biological process: regulation of transcription by RNA polymerase II. The coding region runs from base 169 to 1602 and encodes 477 amino acids. The transcript has 3 exons. Lineage: Eukaryota; Metazoa; Chordata; Actinopteri; Cypriniformes; Cyprinidae. Gene Ontology annotation, molecular function: RNA polymerase II cis-regulatory region sequence-specific DNA binding; DNA-binding transcription factor activity, RNA polymerase II-specific. The record is from RefSeq and is a predicted model, not a curated record.